UCAGUUCUACAUCCACCAUAUAAAAGGCAGGUAAAUCUUUGUUCUUCUAUUUUUAUUAAAGAACUCCCUUAUAAGGAAAUACUAUGAAGAUUCUUUCGGUAUUGUUUUUGGCCGUUCUCGUGGCUCAAACCUGGAGUUAUUCUUUAACAGGACCUUUGAAGAGGGGCCAAAGAUGUUUGUUGUGUACUGAGGAGUAUGAACCUGUUUGUGGCGUUAAUGGCGAAGGAAUCAGAAAAACUUUUGGAAACAACUGUGAAUUGGUCCAGUGGAAUUGCCUCGCAGGAAAAGAUUAUAAACACAUCAGUCAUGGAGUUUGUCCAGAAUCUAUAAAAUCUGGUUUAUUGAACUCAACAUGUACCAUUAUUUGUCCAAAUGACAGUCACCCUGCUUGUGGAUGUGUAAGAUCAUUCACAGGACAUUUUCUGAAAUGAUUACAACGCAGAACAAUAUUGUGGAAACAUCAUUAAAUAAUAAUUAAUUUCUACUACUCGUGGAAUUUACAAUCUUUAAUAAACAUUUAUUAUUUUG
Molecule: messenger RNA, 528 nt
Organism: Agrilus planipennis (emerald ash borer)
Lineage: Eukaryota; Metazoa; Arthropoda; Insecta; Coleoptera; Buprestidae
Product: turripeptide Gli9.1-like
Exons: 4
Coding region: 84-431 (115 amino acids)
Molecular function (GO): protein binding
Source: RefSeq, a predicted model, not a curated record